AUGUCAGACAAUCGACGUGCUUGUGGUGCUCAUCAACGAGAAUUCUUCCAUAAUUAUAUCAAUAAUAAUCUUAAAUCUCGACCGUCUGAAGAAUCAACUUUUAUUAACUCAAAAUCUUCACACGCUAACCAUCUAUUUGAUCUUUGGCAGUGUGGCUAUCAUCAAAAAGUUUUUUCUAACCGCCUUGGUCUCACAUAUACUGCUUGUUUCACGGCCAAUGGCACUAAUUUCAUACGGAAACAUCCCAAAUGUGUUAUGUACAGGAAACAUUUUUACGAUUUUAAACUCACCCCUAGUGACAAUCCUAGAACCAGACGUAAACAAGAGACCCGUUUCAAGCCAAAAUGUAAUAGGGUUUUCCGUUCUGGUAAAUCAGAUCUUUUGGAUAAUAUUAACGACAAGCUCGGCGCCGGAAGACGUUAUCGCUUCCUUUUCCUCGGAUCUCAACAUAUCCAUAAACCUAUUCAUCACCUUAAAUAUAAAAAUUUCCGGUACAAGUCUUUUCCCGACCAUAAAGAUUAUAGCUAUGAAAUUCCCUCCUUCUCUCACAUUGGUGUUGUCGACUCGAAAGAUAAUGUGUCGGCUUCGAUCUCUAGUAGAAUUCUACCAGUUCAACCUACGAAAUCUUUACCGGGACCUUCUUCUCCUGUAGUGGUUAAUACUAUUCCUGAAUUUUUAUCUGCCGCGGAAAUCGCUGCCCUUGGUCCUUCCUUACCACCACUUCCCGAAAAUGAUUCCCUUUUUCAAAGUGCCCUAGGUUAUAAUUCCUUUGAUCCAACCCGUCUCGGUUGGAGUUAUUAUUUACAGUACGACCCUGACCAUCCAAAUUUACCUCCGAAAAUAUGUGUUCGCGGUCCUGAUCCAAACGCCGUGAACGCAGCAGUUGCCAAUUAUCACGGCACCACUUCAAAACACUCCGAACGACGCUUAAUCACAACCAAAAGGAUUACAAAUUACAACAAUACCUUCCAUGAUCAUAUGACGUGGGCUUCCAGACCGAUACCUACAAACAAAUCAAAAAAUUGGCGAAGGCUUCGGCGAGAAUAUCAAGAAUUUAUGUCAGUACCUUAUCAACAGCGGCCGAUACCGAGGCAUCGGCAAAAAUACUUUAUUGAUAUUCCAGAUAAUUAUACCUCAGACGAAACGGAACGCGUUGAAUAUCGUCCCUUGAAGCGCAACAUCAUUUCUUAUUCUUCUACACCCGCUUCACACCCUCCACACAUUAAAAGAAUUCGACACACGAUCGGUUCUUCAUCUGACUCCCCGGUCGCUGGUCAAAUGCUAAAUGAUUUUAUUUGUCAUUUUAUCACUUAUAUAUAG
Messenger RNA from Rhizophagus irregularis DAOM 181602=DAOM 197198, 1320 nucleotides. Lineage: Eukaryota; Fungi; Glomeromycota; Glomeromycetes; Glomerales; Glomeraceae. The record is from RefSeq and is a predicted model, not a curated record.